CUGAUUGGUAGCUUGGCCAUCUUGGCAGCAGUUAAUGCCCCCAUCAGCCUAUCAGCAGCCAGGGCAGAAAUGGGGCCCAAAGAUCCUCAGUGAAACGGGCCGGACCGCCGACUUUCCAGCUCUCCCUGUCCUUGUCGGUACUUCCACCCAUCGCCACAAUGAAUUCCACAACACUCCAAGGCUGGCAGUUCAACGACAGCUCCCGAUCAUCCUGGGACAUCGUCUGGACGUGCCUGACCACGAUCUUCGCCUGCACGUGGACCGUCCUCCGCCAGGGCGGCGCAACAAAUCCCAGGCCCUCAUCACCGCCGCGAAGCUCCGGGUCUUUACUUUCAACCUUCUCGCGCCCGAGACGAUGGGACUCACUGCCACUAAGGAGCUCUGGCGCGUUCGAUCCCUGAGGGAACGAUGUAAUGCCGCACAAGAAAGCAGCGACCGGAAGACGAACGAGCCGGGCUCGUGGCUCUACUCGCAAACAAAACCUCUUGUUGAUGCCCAGGGCGUCGAUGAUAUCGUCUUGUACGCUCCACACCUGGAGUGGUCACUGCCCCAUUGCUGGGUUAUCCAGAUGGGCGGACUCAUUUUUGAGACAGAGGAUGAGUGGAUAUACUAUGUCCUCCGCGAUCAGAUCUGUGCAUUCAUCGAAGCCGGGAUCAUCAAAUGUCCUGACUUUACCAAUCGUGAGAUCCAAGACCGCGCCAAAGCUGAUACAUUCGCUAAAGCGGCGGGCUACGAUUUGCCCAUUACGCCAUUCGAGUUCUCAGCGCUGGCAUACGUGGUGUGCGCUAUCCUCCUCUACGCCGUUUGGUGGGAUAAGCCGCAGGAUAUGACUGUUCCAAUCUCCAUUGGCGUGCCGUAUACGCGCAGCUCCUUACCGCAGGAGAUCCGCAGCCUGACUGACGCUGGAUGCAUCGGCGGAUGGAACUUCGCCUUUCCCACCCACGCGGAGAAGAUCGCAUGGCGUGUCUUUUCGCUGACGGCGCUGGCGCUGGUGGUCGCGCACUAUCUCAUUGCCCAGGCGCCGCUUGUUGCACGAUGGCUCAAGAAUAAGGGCACUCGACUCCCUGCGUUCAUGGAUAACUAUUCCGACCCCCAUGGCACAUUCACCAAGACGGAAAUAUUCCUCCCCCUCUGGGUCAUAUUGUUCUAUAUCCUUGCUCGCUUUGGAAUGGUUGCGCUCAUUUUCUCGCGAAGCUUACAUCGCCGUGGACUGGCUGGCGUCGAUUCCACAUAUCUGAGAGACCCGAUCGUAUGA
Messenger RNA from Aspergillus calidoustus, 1255 nucleotides. The record is from the annotation of a GenBank genome assembly. Lineage: Eukaryota; Fungi; Ascomycota; Eurotiomycetes; Eurotiales; Aspergillaceae.